Mizuhopecten yessoensis (Yesso scallop) is the source of this 1548-nucleotide messenger RNA. RefSeq lists its product as uncharacterized. The record is from RefSeq and is a predicted model, not a curated record. NCBI's taxonomy places the organism in Eukaryota, Metazoa, Mollusca, Bivalvia, Pectinida, Pectinidae. The coding region runs from base 349 to 1314 and encodes 321 amino acids. The transcript has 4 exons. Gene Ontology annotation, molecular function: protein binding.
UGCUGGACGCCAUGUGCCCAGUGACGGGUGUGUGUUUCUGCAGCUGGUAACAGGGCGUAUACCUGUGGUCAUCGGCCGUCACAUGUCAGGUACUCAAUUGGGCCUGUCGGACAGUAUCCCUCGUCAAUACUGACCUUCAACCCGACUUAAUGUGGAAAAUAUUGUGAUUCCCGGUAUCGUUCGUUGAGCUAGGGUUUGAAUUGUGUGCUUAUCCGCCUACAUUAUACCGUGUACACUACAGAGGCCAGACACGACUGCUGGCCAACUCUACGGGCCAGGCCAGGCACGACUGCUGGCCAACUAAACGGCAGUAUUACCCGUACUACACUGACACAACUAGUACUCAUAAUGGAACUAUUGAUAAUUUUAUCUGUGGCUAUCUCACUAUUAGCCGUUCAUGUGGAUGGUCGUUCAUCGUGUGUCCGUAUCACCAAAAGUCAUCCAUGUCAACAAUUUUAUUUCCAUUUUGAUAAUGAGGGAAACACAUUUAAAAACCAAAGUAACGUUUUUAAUGUGACUGCGAAAUUAAGUAAUUCUAAACGUGAAUCGUUCGAGGCGUUUUUCUGUGUUGUAUUUUAUCCGCCCUGUGGUGCCAGUGUGGACUACUUGCUUCCGAAUAUCAGGACUCCACAUGUGGUGCCAUGUCAGGAAUUCUGUACUUCCACUUGGAAACUGUGGCGCCGGAUGUUUAUAAAAAAGAAGAUACCACAAGAUUCGGCGUGGCCGUGGGGACUUCGGUGUGAGAGCCUUCCACGGAAAGACUGCAUCAAACGAUCAGCUUACGGCACCUGGAAAUACCUCCACAAACAUUCCAAAGAUGACAAUGUGAUUCCGAUUUUGAGGGACGACGAUGAUGAGAUUGACGACAAGCCGCCCCGUUUGACAUCCGAACAAAUUAUCCCGCGUCGAUAUGACGUCAUAGACCAGGGUAACAGCAAGUUGUUCCGGGGCUGGGCUGAUGUCCAGGGUACAGGAGCCGCAAAUGACUACUGCAGAGUCAUAGGGAAAAGAAAGAAACAAUUUCUGGCUUGUGCCUUGGCUGGGAGCGUGGGACAGGACCACCGGUACGUGUCCAGAAUGGGAUUCGACGCUGGCCUCAAGGAUACGUGGUACAUGCGUGACGCCAACAAUGACGGCAGGGACGAUUACUGCAGGUGUGUCGGUAACAGUACAGUGUCCAGGAUAUCUUGUAUGAAGGCGGAGAGAGACGGCUUCCGGAGCAGCCCGUUGGUGGGCGGAAGUCAGUAUUCGUUUGAUCUGAUUGGUUCAGAUGGAUGUUUCGGACAGGAAGUGAAUCCUUUUACAGGUUUAUAACAAAUUAACAAGUGGUAUUUUAAGAACAUGGAAUCAUCAUAAGCAGUAUUUCUGUGUGUCUAUUCGAUGUGUGGUCUUUUAUACUUCUGACCAUUCGCGGACAAUGCUUGUAUCUUUAAAAAAUACAAUGUAGUCAAAAAAGACAUCGUUCACACAUUAUCACUGGGUAUUACAACGGAAGAACAGUUUGUACAAAUCUCUCAUCGUUAUUUAUUAAAAUACUUUAAACUUCAA